AUGGCACCCACAACCGAUCGCCAGCUCGAGGUUGCCAACCCCCAGGCUCAGGAGCCCAUUCAGAUGACGCAGCCAAGCUCGCAGCAAGCUAUGGACCCCCAACAAGCUCAUCCUCACACGGAAGAGCCAGAGAUGAACCUCCGUGGCGGCGAGGAUUGUGGCGGCUGGUGCCGUGGCCGCUUCUGCUUCAUUCCUUUCUACAUCGGCCUUCCCCAGCCCGGUCCCAAUCUAGGCUUCGCCGAAGCGCAGGGAGUUGCGACUGCAGCCAACAUCAAGGCGAGGUACUUGAUCCCGCCAUUUGACCGCAAAAGGGUCUUCGGAACUGAAAAUGACAUACGCUCAACGGGACGUCUCUGA
Molecule: messenger RNA, 357 nt
Organism: Emericellopsis cladophorae
Lineage: Eukaryota; Fungi; Ascomycota; Sordariomycetes; Hypocreales; Bionectriaceae
Exons: 3
Coding region: 1-357 (118 amino acids)
Source: RefSeq, a predicted model, not a curated record